Staurois parvus is the source of this 361-nucleotide messenger RNA. The record is from the annotation of a GenBank genome assembly. Lineage: Eukaryota; Metazoa; Chordata; Amphibia; Anura; Ranidae.
AGCGGAAGACGGGCGGCUCUGUCAUGUGAUCAGCUGUGUCCAAUCACAGCUGAUCGCAUGGGACAUGUACACUGAUGAUCAGGGCACUGAUGGUCAGUGUGCCUUGAUGAUCAGUGUAGUCCCAGCAAUGCCACCUGUCAUUGCCCAUCAGCACCAUAUCAAUGCCACAUAUCAGUGCCUACCAGUGCACAUCAAUGCCACAUAUCAGUGCCCAUCUGAGCUGCCUUUCAAUGCCGCCCAUCAGUGCCAGUCAGUGCCACCUAUCAUUGCGCAUCAGUGCCUGUCAGUGCUGCCUAUCAGUGCCAUAUAUGAGUGCUGCCUUUCAGUGCCCACCAGUGAUGCCUGUCAAAGCCCAUCAGUG